CCGGGCGGCUUACGAGUACACGGAGGCGGAGGACAAGAGCAUGCGGCUGGGUUUCCUCCUUAUCGCCGCCGGCUUGCUUUCCCUGCUGGGUUUGGGUUGUUGCUGGCUUCGCCCGGCGCUGCAGGAGCGGGGGGGCGGCGGCUCCGCCAACUGCACGGUGCUGGCGGUGCGGCAGCUGGGGGAGCGCUUCGCCUGCACCUUCUCCUGCGGGGCCGCCUGCCGCGGCACCGCCCGCUACCCCUGUCUCCAGGUCCUGGUCCGCACCUCCCGCUCCUCCGCCCCUGCCCUGCUCCAUGAGGACGAGCGGCAGCUCCGCACCAACCCCAAGUGUUCAUACAUCCCCCCCUGCGCAAGAGAUGAUCAGGAGAACUCUGAGAACGUCACAUACAAGCAGAAAUACUGGAAAGAGAAAGUGGGUUCACAACCAUUUACAUGCUAUUUUAACCAACACUUGAGGCCAGAUGAUGUGAUGCUGAAGCGCACCCAUGAUGAGACUGUCCUCUUGCACUGCUUCCUUUGGCCUCUGGUUACAUUCCUGGUCGGAGUCCUCAUUGUGGUCCUGACCAUCUGUGCCAAGAGCUUGGCUGUCAGGGCAGAGGCAAUUAAAAAGAAGAAGCAUUUGUAAACAGCAAGGCUGCUGAUGGAAAAGAAAAAGCUGCAAGAAGGUCUCAAGUGGGGCAACUUGAUACACCUGCAGGUCUGCAGGGCACCCAGCUGCGCCUCCUUCCAGUGUCUCAUCUGACAGUGGAGCUGCUCUUGCCUCAGGAUCCUUCUUGGGAGACUGCCCCAUGAAAUGUCAGCUAAUUGCUGCUUCUGCUAUGACAGUAAAUAAGUAUAUUCAACCAAAAAAAAUCUACACUGCACCAAAUAUGCUGUGCACUGUUAGUCCUGAACAGCAGCUACGCAGGUCCUAGCAGUAUCAAGAGACAGUUUAUAAAAACCCCUGAUGAUGCUCAUUUCAUCUCUACAAAGUGAUCUUUACUAUUGUUUAAUAUUCAAUAUUUAAAAUAUUUACUUUAUGACAGACUGUAUUUCCAAAUUAAUAAAGUUUGGUUGCUUUGAGUUUUUU
Messenger RNA from Athene cunicularia (burrowing owl), 1069 nucleotides. It is a transcript of the gene KCNMB4, whose product is annotated as potassium calcium-activated channel subfamily M regulatory beta subunit 4. NCBI's taxonomy places the organism in Eukaryota, Metazoa, Chordata, Aves, Strigiformes, Strigidae. Gene Ontology annotation, biological process: potassium ion transport; detection of calcium ion. Bases 41 to 625 code for a protein of 194 amino acids. Gene Ontology annotation, molecular function: calcium-activated potassium channel activity; potassium channel regulator activity. The transcript has 3 exons. Gene Ontology annotation, cellular component: membrane; voltage-gated potassium channel complex. The record is from RefSeq and is a predicted model, not a curated record.